Spodoptera frugiperda (fall armyworm) is the source of this 1449-nucleotide messenger RNA. RefSeq lists its product as uncharacterized. The record is from RefSeq and is a predicted model, not a curated record. NCBI's taxonomy places the organism in Eukaryota, Metazoa, Arthropoda, Insecta, Lepidoptera, Noctuidae. The annotation marks the transcript as partial. The transcript has a single exon.
AAUCCAACAGCCGAUGCCAGUGAUGACAAGGGUAUUGAAAGAAAACCCUGCAAGGGAGACCAUGAGACGACCAAGAAACAAACGGUUCACGUAGAAAAAACCAGCAGCGGCAGUAAAUCCCAUAGCAGAAUCCAAUCCACUUCUCGCAGCCACUACGAGAAGACUCCAGAUCACAUAAAAUCUGAUUCGGAAUCUAAUACUCGUUUCGAAAAUGAGAACAGUGGUUACAAUGAACAUAUAAAGGCAAAUUCUACUAAAACUGACACUGGAAGUCACGGCAAAGACCAUACAAAGAAGACUUCUUCUAAUGCCGCUCAUGUAGAGAAGACUAGUGGUGCUUAUAAUCAAGAAACUAAAGGAAACUAUUCAUCUAACAGCAAUUAUGAAAAGAAGAAUGAUUAUGAGCAUUCAGAUUACUCUUCUAAUGGCAAUAUUGAACAGAAGAAUAGUGAACACAAUGAUCAGACUAAAAUAGAUUCGUCUGCAAAUCAGACUUACGAGAAAAAGAAGGGUUAUGAGCAUAGCGAUACUUCUUGUGAUACUAACGUUGAACAGAAGAACGAAGAGAAGAACAGUGAAACUAAAAUAAAAGAUUCUUAUAACAGUCAUUACGAAAAGGACGGAGAUAAGGUAAACGUCGAUGCUUGUUCCAAUACCAAUAUUGAGCAAGAGAACACUGAAAAUGAAAAUGAAACUAAAGUACGGGACUCUUCAAAAACUCAUAAUGAAAAGAGUAAAGACUACGAACACAGGGAUGAAUCUUACAAUACCAAUGUAGAGGAAAAGAACAAAGAGAAGAAAGAUGAGACAAAUAUAAACCAAUCUUCUAACGUUCAAUACGAAAAGGACAAAGAUUGUGAACAUACAGAUUCGAAUUACCACACAAAUAUUCAACAAAAGAACAGUGAAAGACAGGAUGAAACGACAGUGAAUGAUUCGGGUUUUAAGCAUUAUGAGAAAAGAAAAGGCCAUGAACAUAGACAUUCUUCUUCCAAAACCGACAUAGAACAAAAUAACAGACAAUACGAAGACGAAACGAAUAUAGACGUUACAGGAACCGACCACUAUGAAAAUAACAAUGGUAAUGAACGUCAAGAAUCUUACUUCAAUACAGAUAUUGAUCAAGAAAAUAAUGAAAAUGAGGAUCAUGCAAAAGUAAGCUAUUCUUCUGAAAACACUGACAAAAAACACAAACGAGGAUGUCGUCAUCACAAAAAACUAUAUGGUGAUACCGAACAAGAUAAAAAUACCAGCGCAGACAAUCACGGAGACUUCUCUGCUGAAUUUAAAUCUAAAAGCUCAGAUGAAAGCAGUAGCAGUGAUGAAUAUGAUGAAACUAGUGAACAAGGAAAUGACACCAACGAAAAGGAUCAAAAGAAGCACCACAACAAUAAGGGCAACAGUCCUGGAGACAAAGAUAAUGAAUCCAAUAAUCAACCAAAGGGCAAC